Messenger RNA from Panthera uncia (snow leopard), 814 nucleotides. RefSeq names its product keratin-associated protein 6-3-like. The record is from RefSeq and is a predicted model, not a curated record. Bases 1 to 462 code for a protein of 153 amino acids. The transcript has 2 exons. Lineage: Eukaryota; Metazoa; Chordata; Mammalia; Carnivora; Felidae.
AUGGAGUUCUAUGAAAUCACAAAAACCGUGCAGACUUCAAUUGAUUCCAAUCGUUUCGGGCUUAUCAAUAAUAACCUCAAGUUCAUCUGCCCAUUGCAGAUGAAAAAGCUACUCAGUUUAGCUUUGGAAAAACACAAUGACCCUUCUCUCCUUCUCUACCCAAGCACAACCUCAACAGCCAACACCAUGUGUGGAAGCUACUACGGAAACUCUUAUGGAGGCUGCGGCUAUGGAGGCUGUGGCUAUGGAGGCUGUGGCUAUGGAGGCUGCGGCUAUGGAGGCUGUGGCUACGGAGGCUGUGGCUAUGGAGGCUGCGGCCAUGGAGGCCUGGGCUGUGGCUAUGGCUCCUGGUAUGGCUGUGGCUUCCGCAGACUGGGCUGUGGCUACGGCUCCUGCUAUGGCUGUGGCUAUGGAUAUCGCUCCCACUCUCUCCAUGGCUGUGGCUCUGGCUGUGGCUACUAGUAAUGAGGGCACCAUGGGGGACUCUCACCCUCUACACAUGGACGUGGGAUUCACCAAUUCUGAGCCCCACACGUUCUGAGCCUUUCCCUUGGGUGACGGUAUCCUGCAGGAUGAAAGUCUAGUAGGUCUGUUGCUGCCUACAGCCUAACCUACGGAUUCCCUGGAUUUACCUGGUGGAGUGGAAGAUGGUGAAAUUCACCUGUGACCCCACAGUUCCGCCUUCAUCAAGAUGAUGGUGUCACAGCGACUGCCUCGAUGAUGUCCAUGCGGGAGUUCGUUUCUGUGUUGACCUAAUAAACUUGUUCAAUCCAAAUGGCAGUCCUGGUUUUGAUGUUGGUCAUUUAAUGCCCAG